AUGGAACGUGUUGAAAAUAGCUCCACGUCGGAAAGUGAGGAUAGCUCACUAGAUGUUUGCCAGUUAGAGACAUCAAAUGAAAGCUUAGUUGACGCCUGGAUUCCGAUCGAUCAAACUUAUCCUCUCCUCACGACAAGGAACGGUGGCAAUGGUAUCCUAAACCCAGGCUUUGACAUCGUCACAUCCCCAACAAUUCUUGAGGUGUUUAAGUUGAUCUCCGAACUUGAACAAGAGCACCGACAAUGUGUGGACCAAGGAGUUUAUGAAAACUUGAUGGGCCAUCUUCAGGAAUUGGAAGAGAAACUUGCUAGGCGUGAAGAGGAGCGUCUGGAACUCAUGGAAACGCUUGAGCAUAGAGACACCAUAAUCAAGGCGCUGGAGAAGAAAAUUGAGUCCAAAGUUGACAUAAUCCAAAAUCUUCAGCAUAAGCUGCGAAUAGUCAAGACCACUGUGGCCCGUUCACGCAAAUAUGGCCAACAUGGCCCGGUCAAGACCCCGGAACUCAAAGGCGUGGAAUACCAUGUCAAAGCGGAGACCAAACAUACAGCCAGCAAGAUUGAGAAGCUCGAGAAGGAAAAUGCGAGCUUGAAGCAGGACGUCGCCACCAAACUCAGCAUGACCGCACAACUACAGAAGGAAGCAAAGGCUGCACAGCCAUUGGUGAAUAUCGGUUCGGCGAUCCGUAAACGUCACAUAGAGCAUUUUCUCCAACAACUCCGCGAAAUAGGCACCCUCCAAGACGACAAAGCACCCAAUCAGGCAGUCAUUGGGAGAGGGAAUUGCGCAGCCCAUUGGUGCGACAUCCGAGCCGACCUUGCACUGGUCGAAUGCAAAAUUUUCAACCAGGAUAAAUAUGGCAGACUGCUUCAGCAUAUUUACGGCGCUACAGUGGAUCGCUGUGUUGCAAUGUGCAAUAGGGGUCCGUGGCAAUUUAUCAAGGCCUGGGAUAUGAGAAUCAUGUACUCUGCAAGCAGGGACUCAGGGAAAGGGCCGGAUGCCGUACGCUUCGAGAGCUUGUUCGACAGGAUGAAGAGUAUUCCUAAGAAUUUUGCAAAAAGUUUAGAGUUUGGGGUUUCUGCUACCUUCGAUGGGUGCUCCCUAGCUGAAGAGAUCCUGGAGGAUAUGAGGGUUCUGACAAAGAAGUUCAUGGAGCAGUAG
Messenger RNA from Venustampulla echinocandica, 1158 nucleotides. RefSeq lists its product as uncharacterized. NCBI's taxonomy places the organism in Eukaryota, Fungi, Ascomycota, Leotiomycetes, Helotiales, Pleuroascaceae. The transcript is spliced from 2 exons. The record is from RefSeq and is a predicted model, not a curated record. The coding region runs from base 1 to 1158 and encodes 385 amino acids.